This is a messenger RNA of Lampris incognitus (smalleye Pacific opah), 971 nucleotides long. RefSeq lists its product as uncharacterized. Bases 22 to 711 code for a protein of 229 amino acids. The record is from RefSeq and is a predicted model, not a curated record. The transcript is spliced from 6 exons. Lineage: Eukaryota; Metazoa; Chordata; Actinopteri; Lampriformes; Lampridae.
UUGAGAGGAGCACCAGGAGAGAUGGUUCCCCAGCUCCUCAUCAGCACCUACUCAGAGCAGUUUGGCUCUCCUGGCAGAGGGAGACCUGCACGGCCUCGACCAUCCUCAGCCCACCGCAGGAACAACCCACAUCCCCGGCCGGAUUUCCUAUUUCCCCGAAGACUUCAAGCACAAACAGUCUCACAUCCCGUACCUCCUGUGAGCACCAGCCGUCCUCUCUUCCCCCCUGUGAGACACUUAUCCUUCCACAGCCCAGGGGGUAAGCCUGAAAACACACUAAAUGCAGCGGACACAGGCGGAACUCCCUUUACGCCUGCUGUCAGAACAUCCACGACACAUGCCCUGCCCUCUGCUGAUGCACUGCAGAAAGUUCAGCUAACAAACCCUUCUGAUCACGCAGACAUUCUGUUACAAACACACCCGAGGAACCCACUGAGGCAUUUUCAGCAGAGGCCGGAUGACCUGAAAAAUGUCCGUAAUCACUCAGCAGGAGGACUUAGGCAAUUCAUGGCUAUUAAUCCUCAGAUGGGACUCCAAACACGCAACCCUCCUGCAGCACCUCACCACCUGCCACAUACACAGCCCUGGAGGUCGCGUUCAAACAUCACGCUGGAUUCAUGCAGUGGCUACAGCUGCUUCCAUGUGGUGAACCCCUUCCAAGCUGGACACUACAUCAUACACCCGGAGUUUGUGUCCGAAUUCCUCCGUUGAAACGCCAGCAAAUGCAUGGAUGGAUUCGUGAACGGGCCUCCUGUGCACAGGCCAAAGGCAGAGCCUCUGUGUGAAGUCACUCUUAUUCACUUUUCAUUUCGAGUCAAACGGCUCAGGCAUUCGUUUCAAUAACACCUUGCUGUCACUGGCUUUAUCUGAUCUCAUAUACGUGGUUGAGAGAGGCGUCAGUGUGCUGUUUGCUUUGAUUGAGUGUACCUGUCCUGGGGAUGGGGGUGGGGUUUGGGGUGUUUAAGGUGUCU